Anopheles coustani is the source of this 1498-nucleotide messenger RNA. RefSeq names its product MAPK regulated corepressor interacting protein 2. The record is from RefSeq and is a predicted model, not a curated record. Bases 122 to 643 code for a protein of 173 amino acids. Lineage: Eukaryota; Metazoa; Arthropoda; Insecta; Diptera; Culicidae. The transcript has 5 exons.
GUGAGCACGGUAUCGGAGUGCUGAUAAGUUGAAGAUUAUAAUUGGAAUAGAACGGUUCUUGCGGUGGAUGCUAGUCAUAGUAGGGGCUUACAAUAUUGUAUUAAAGUGUGUCGCAUAAAUAAUGUACACGGUGUCCAAGGGUCCUAGUAAAUUAGUGGCGAAAACGAGAAGAGGAAUACCACAAAACUAUGAAAAGUAUGAAUUAUUGCGCGACUUAGGACGGAAGACGAACGAUGAAUAUGAUAUUUCGAGUGAACUCAGUGUUCCACGACCUGUGUUUCAAACGUCUAAGAAAUCUGCAGCAGCACAAUACGUAAAGUUGCAACAACAGCAACAAAAACAGCUGAAGUCCGAACAGGAGAUCGUUAGUCCCCAGCAUGAAGAGUUAAUCAAAUACAUUAAUGAUUCAUGGAAUAUGGUGGUAGCGGCAAAUCCUUACGAUGUUCCUGGCUCACCUAACAGCACGGGUUCGAAUUGCUCACUAUCCUCCAAUAGCAGUACCAGUUCCGCAUCAUCCAACACGAGUACAUCGACGAUGUACUAUAACGAGCCGCCUAGUCCCGUACUGGUCGACUUUCAACCCUUUGACCUCGAGACUUGGUGGGGGAAGAGAAUAUUCAACAGCAUUACGAAAAGUCUGUAAACUACAUAGACCUUUCCCCAUCGUAUUUUAAGAAUUAAGGAUAUAGAAACCGAUGAAUCGUCCUUAGAAGAAAAAUUAGCUGUGUAGAGCAGGAUCAAUUGUUCGCUCGAUUGGAACCUAUCGGCGAGGAUUGUGCAAGGAAAGAGCGCUUGCAAUGAAUUAAUUGUUAUAAGUGAUUGCAUGCUGUGUGUGCGGAAAUUCGCUAGUAGUCCAGGAAAAGGUUUGAGUAGAGAUAAAAGCUGAAAUAAUUGUUAUGCUUUUAGGUUUCAGUGGAUGCGCUUUUGAUCAGUCAUAUCCUAUUCGUAUUUGUUUCUUUGUGCAAUUCUUUCAUCCUUAAAACCUCUGUGAGAUCAAAUUGUGUAGUUCCUACCAUACAUUUUUAUUUGUUUGUCAUGCAUCAUGAUCGUUAAGUAGAUUAUAGAUUGCGGAAUGCCAAUGGAACAUUGCCAUUGGAACACUAUUUCGUGUAUUUAGUUUCAAAAUUGGCACACAUGUUUCAGUUGAGUCGUUAAUCCUUUGUAGGGAACUUUUUCUCGGUUGUAUUUAUUUUGAGUAAUGAAGUUCACUGCAACAAGGAGAGCGGCAAUAUGAACUGUUCAAUAGACACGAGCCGAUGUGAUUGGUUCUUUCUGUGUAUGCGAGAUUUCUUUCAUAUUGCUACCGAGAGAAUAAACACGUGACAAGAGUAAAAGCUGAAUCCCGACAUGCGUAGCAAAUAAAGAUUGAUUUUGGCUUGAAGUUCAACUAUGUGAAUUUAGUACUUUAACUAUGUUUGUAAGGUUGAUACGUUUGUUAUAGGCUGAAAAUGUUUGGCAUAACCUGCUCUCCUGAAAAUUCACGCGUGCAAAAGGCAGU